This is a messenger RNA of Xiphophorus hellerii (green swordtail), 599 nucleotides long. Its product is annotated as skin secretory protein xP2. The transcript has 4 exons. The coding region runs from base 96 to 599 and encodes 167 amino acids. NCBI's taxonomy places the organism in Eukaryota, Metazoa, Chordata, Actinopteri, Cyprinodontiformes, Poeciliidae. The record is from RefSeq and is a predicted model, not a curated record.
AGACGACACGCGUGCGCGACGUCAUCGCUGCAGCCACAGCCUGUCUGCACCCACUGAGCGUGAACUUCUCCAGUCCCCAGUGCGCACAGGGCAGGAUGGGAUGCUCCACCAGCUCUCAAACUUCAGCGGUAGACACGACUCGACCCAACGCCAAAACUGAGGCGAGCAAUGGAGCCAGCACGACAGGGGCGGCCGGUGAGAAUGGAAAAGUAGCUGAGGACAGCGAGACCAUUCCAGACCAAACACCGGCUGAAGGUGGCGAUGCUGAACUUGAGAGCGAAGCCGCUGCAGCUGCUACAUCUGCAGAGAGCUCUGCUCCAAGCCCCCCAGCAGCGGAGGAGUCGCCUCCUGCAGCAGACAGCAAACCUGCAGAGGCAGCAGCAGGAGAUGUUCCAGCAGCAGGAGAUGCAGCAGCAGCAGGAGAUGCAGCAGCAGCAGGAGAUGCAGCAGCAGCAGGAGAUGCGCCAGCAGAGGCUCCACCUGCAGACGGCUCUGCUGAAGCAGCACCAAGCUCCUCAGAAGCUGCACCUCCGGAGCAAGAGGCCGCAGCGACUGAUUCUGAGCCCAAACCAGAGGAGGCACCUGCGCCCAGCGAGUGA